UAAGCCAACCUGUGUGGUUUUUAAAGUUAAAUGUCGAGACGAUUAAAUUUGGGUCGGCGAACGCGAAAUUCGUUUCAAGUUGUGGCUUCAAGGAGCCGUGAAAGUAGCCAAGACAUUAUACAUCGCAAUGGAAAAAAUCGUCUACGCACAGCAAGAUCCCGUUCAAAUCAACGGAAAAAUGACGCAACAACAACUGCAAAUGAACGUCGUGAUAUUCAAAAUCUACAAGGUGUUGCGUUUGCGUACAGUAGUGUCACCGAUUACGCUUCUCAUAGGCAAAUUAUAAUUGGUCCAAUGAACGACCGUUGUCGCCAUUGUCAGGCAUUAAAAUUUAAAGGUGAAGCAGAUGGGAUGUGCUGUGCGAAUGGUAAAGUGAAAUUGCCUGAAUUAGGCAGCCUACCACAACCAUUGAGCACGUUACUUAAUGGAUUGACACCUGAGUCUAAUCAUUUUUUGAACAAUAUACGAAAGUAUAAUUCGAGUAUUCAAAUGACAUCUUUUGGCGCCACAAAUAUUAUAAGAGACAACUUCAUGCCAACGUUCAUGAUUCAAGGUCAAAUAUACCAUCGAGCUGGAUCUUUGUUACCUUUUGACAACGCAGACCACCAAUUUUUGCAAUUAUAUUUUAUCGGGAACGCGGAAGACGAAGCUGAUCGUCGGUGUGCCAUUAUUACUAACACGCGGAGACAAAUUAUUUUCGAUUUGCAAAAUAUGUUCCAUGAGCACAACGAAUUGGUUCAGGUUUUCAAAACAUCGCUUGAUCGAAUGCCAUCUGACGAUCAUAAAAUUAUUAUGCAAGGCGUUUCAAUGCACAAACAGUUGACGAAGUGGCAAUAGUCAUAGUUGGUGAGCAAUUUAAUAAUCGUGGUAUUGUGCUUCAUAGUAGAAAUGAACAACUUGAAUGUGUAUCCGAGACUCAUCGCUGUUAUGAUGCACUACAAUAUCCCAUAUUGUUUUGGAGCGGACAAGAUGGUUAUAAUUUCAACAUUAAAAUGAUAAAUCCAGUAAACGGUCGAGAAGGAACAAAAAAAGUUAGUGCUAUGAAUUAUUACGCAUACAGGCUGCAGAUACGGCAAAAUCAAGACAACCACAUAUUGAGGUGUAGAGCACUUUUCCACCAGUUGUUGACAUGUAUGCAAAAAUUGAAUCGGAACGGUUAAAUUUUCUUCGAUUCAACCAAGCCAAAUUACGUUCCGAAGAGUAUGUUCAUUUGCGUGAUGCCAUUAACAACGAUGGUAAAGCACAAAACGUUGGAACUAUGAUAAUAUUACCGUCAUCGUAUGUUGGAAGCCCACGUCAUAUGUUUGAUGUCAUACGUUACGGUCGACCAGACCUCUUCAUCACCUUCACGUGUAAUCCGUAAUGGGAAGAAAUCUCGGAAUUAUUGUUUGUUGGCCAAACAUCGAAAGAUCGCUAUGAUAUUUUAGCACGUGUUUUUAGACAAAAAGUGAAAUCACUCAUGGAUUUAAUUGUCAAACACGGUGCAUUUGGGCCUGUUCAAUGUUGGAUGUAUUCAAUUGAAUGGCAGAAACGAGGUUUGCCUCAUGCGCAUAUUUUGAAUAAAAUUGACGAUGUGAUUUCGGCAGAAAUUCCAGAUCCGACAGUGGAUCCUGAAUUGUUUGAAGUGGUCACCAAAAAUGUGAUUCACGGUCUAUGUGGUGCGUUGAAUUUGAGUUCACCCUGUACGGUUGAAGGGAAAUGCUCCAAACGUUUUCCAAAAAAUUUGGUCUCCGAUACAGUGACGGGCAACGAUGGAUAUCCCGAAUAUCGGCGUCGAUCAACUAAAGAUAAUGGCCAUUCGGUAACUUUGAGAGUUAAAAAUCAAGAUUUGGAGAUUGAUAAUUAUAACUAAUUAUAAUUAUGAUAGCGAUUAUAAUCGUUGGGUUGUGCCAUAUUCACCGUUAUUGUCUAAGAUUUAUAAAGCGCACAUAAACGUAGAGGUCUGCAAUUCAGUUCAAUCUAUUAAACACAUUUGCAAAUACAUCAACAAGGGCAGUGAUAUGGAGCAGUUGCUAAUGUUACCGAUGAAAUCACUCAAUUUCAAAUGGGCAGAUACAUCAGUUCAAAUGAAGCAGUAUGGCGCAUAUUAUCAUUCCCGAUCCAUGAUAGGCAUCCAACUGUAGUUCAUUUAGCUGUUCAUCUUGAAAACGGUCAACGCGUUUUUUUCACACCCGGAAAUGCAAUGCGAAGAGCUGCGCAACCACCAGCAACAACUCUAACUGCAUUUUUUUCGUUGUGUCAAGCAGAUGAUUUUGCGAAAACAUUGCUAUCCGCCGAAGUACCCGAAUAUUAUAUGUGGAAUAAUUCGUCAAAAGUUUUUCAAAGGCGAAGACGCGGAAAAGCCGUUCAUGGUCAGCCAGUAUUGUUUCACUCAGAUGCUAUAGGACGAAUUUAUACAGUUCAUCCUAACAAUCAAGAGUGUUAUUAUUUGCGAUUGUUGCUAAAUGUUCGUGCACCAACAUCAUUUGAAUCUUUGCGAACUGUUGAUGAAGAAUUGUGUGGGACGUAUCGCGAAGCAUGCGAACGAUUGAAUAUGCUUGAGAAUGACAUACAUUGGGAUCUUACUCUUGAAGAUGCAGCAUUGUCAUCAAGUCCACAUCAAAUUCGGACACUUUUCGCAACUAUUAUAGCGACGUGCAGUCCAGCAAAGCCAAUUGAAUUGUGGCAAAAACAUCAAAAUCAUUUGUCAGAGGAUUUUUUACAUCGAUUGCGCCGUCAAACGGGUGAUAUAAAUGUGGACUAUACGCCGGAAAUUUACAACGAAGCAUUGAUUGCUAUUGAAGACCUUUGCUUGAUGAUGGCAAGCAAAGCAUUAGCUCAAUUAGGUAUGACAGCGCCUAAUCGUGAUAUACACGACCUUUUCAACAAAGAACUGGAGCGUGAACAGCAGUAUGAUCGUGCCGAGCUUAAUGCGUUUGUGCAAAACAAUGAGCCACGGUUAAAUAUCAACCAAAGAACGGUUUACGACCAAAUAUUGCGAGCUAUCGAAGAACAACAUGGUGGACUGUUCUUUUGGAUGCAGCUGGAGGUACCGGAAAAACGUGAAGAGUAUGUGCCCGUGGACUCCUCUACGCCGCUCUUCAUUCAGUUUGCGUGA
Molecule: messenger RNA, 3097 nt
Organism: Drosophila obscura
Lineage: Eukaryota; Metazoa; Arthropoda; Insecta; Diptera; Drosophilidae
Exons: 3
Coding region: 2045-3097 (350 amino acids)
Source: RefSeq, a predicted model, not a curated record